AUGGCCGAAGCUGCGCAAAAUAUUUUGUCUAUCAAGGACGAGAUUCCUCCAGAGAAGAUGCCGGUCUUCUUCGAGGGAAAGGAGCACAAGGAAGCAGGAGACAAGUUGGUUAAGACAGAUGCAACAGCGGCCCUGCGCAAAUAUUACAAGGUCUUAUUAUGCUGGAAAGGUUUAAGCCGGCAAAAUCCUAUGGGAGGGCAAGGGGAAUCUAAGCCAAAGAGCAUGUUAGACGAAGAACUCGGGAAGGUGUAUUCAAACAUGACUCUAUGCCAACUAAUGUUGAAGAAGUACGACCGAGUGAUUGAGACUGCGGACAAGGCUCUAGCACUAAACAAGGAUAAUUACAAAGCCCUGUUCCGGAAGGCAAAGGCAUUGGGAGAACUUGGUUACUUUGAGAAAGCGGAGCCAAUACUGAAUGAACUCUUGACUAAUUAUCCUACCGAGGCGCCAACGAUUAAGGCCGAGUUAGAGUCUUUGCGAUUCCUCAACUCAGCAAAGGAAAUCUUUGACGCUGACUCUGCACCCACUACCACUGGAAGCGAGGCGACCUCAUCUGCGAAGAUUGAAGACGUGGACAUGACAAAUGAAGAGUCUAAGGCCAAGUCUCUACCCACCCCGGAACUUCCUUCAGGGGGAGACGCAUCGUCAUCUGCGAAGAUUGAGGAGGUCAAGGACGAGUGA
Fomitiporia mediterranea MF3/22 is the source of this 681-nucleotide messenger RNA. RefSeq lists its product as uncharacterized. Bases 1 to 681 code for a protein of 226 amino acids. Gene Ontology annotation, molecular function: protein binding. NCBI's taxonomy places the organism in Eukaryota, Fungi, Basidiomycota, Agaricomycetes, Hymenochaetales, Hymenochaetaceae. The transcript is spliced from 8 exons. The record is from RefSeq and is a predicted model, not a curated record.